CUGCUGUCUGGCGGCACUUCCUCACUGACAGGAGGAGGAGCGGCAGCCUGGCGUGAAGGGGACAGCGGCACAUGCACAGGGGACACCGGAGCUGUGACAGCAACAUGCAUACCUACACUCGGUGCAUACACAUGCGUGUAGCCACCAGCACAUAGGCGCGUCUUAUUCAGCGGCCGGGCCCGGCAAAGUUUAUUGUUCUGCUGCGUGUGGCUAUACAACAUCCUUCCUGUGUGUGAAGCGAGGCAUUACACGCAUAGCCCCGUGCGAGACCGGCCGUGAUGCAGCCCGCGCUGUGGAUUCCCAGUACGUGGAUCAUGUAUGGGCGUGACUGACACCGGGAGGUCACUGACUCUGUAUUUACAAUGUGCAGGUAACAGAGGAGAGCUCCGUGUGUGGGGAGACGUGCUUUCUGUCUGCUGAAGGAGGGUAUACUCGGCGCCGUACAGCCAGAAGGAUACGGACACCUGACGGAGGGCACCGGAGUAUACAGGCAGUGAGCUGUGCACACCUGGCACUGGGCUUUGCACCUGGCAGAAGCAUACGGGCACGGCGCUCUGACGACAGGGGGCACUAGCCUCUGCACACCCGGCAGGAGUGUAAAUGCAGCGGGCUCUGCACACCUGAAAGGAGGUACACAAAGUUCUGCACACCCGCCCGGAGGGUGAAUAUACAUAUAUAUAGAUACUGGGCUCCGAGUAACUGGAAGGAGUGUAUAUAUACACCGGGCAGCAGUUCACACCAGCCCGGGAGGAGAGCGCACUCGCCGCUGCUGGAUCUACCUGAGCUGCCGGAACGCUGUGGUUAUGUAGCCGGUGCUGUUAUAUGCCAUUUACUAUGCCUGUCCAAUAACGCAUCAGGAGGUGACUAGAUCCCGGCUGUGCACACCGCACAGGGGGCGGAGGGCAUUACCCCCCACCACACACACCGUAUUAAUCCCCCGGUGGAUGCGAGGUGACCCGGUCGGGUGUGUGUUGGGGAUGGGCGGGCGGCAGAGCAGCAGUCCGGCUUCGGACGGUCGGACACGGGCAUAUUCUGGCUCAGACAUCCCGUCCAAUACCGUCCGGGGGCCGGUCAGGGGCCCAGCGGGAGUAGCCACUUCCUCACCCCUGGCACGGUAUUCGUAUAUCGCGAGCGGACACUCUGUGGCAGGAGCUGGAGCAGUGGGCUCGGACAGUACGCAGCCCGUCCUGGGCUCCCGGAGCCGCUCGGUUGGGGGGAUCCGGAGUCAGGCCGCGCUUAGCCAGGCCGGCCUCAGCAUUCCCGGGGCGGCACGGGACUCUGGCAGCAGCACGCCCGAAGAAGGUGGCAGGGAACGCGCACCAGGCGGAGGAGGCUCGAGGCUGCUCAUCGGAUCGCUACCCUCUCACCUCUCCCCUCAUCUGUUUGGUGGAUUUAAGUGUCCGGUGUGCUCAAAGUUUAUUCCAACUGAUGAAAUGGAUCUACAUCUCGUCAUGUGCUUGACAAAGCCAAGAAUAACAUAUAAUGAGGACGUGCUAAGUAAAGAUGCUGGAGAAUGUGCAAUAUGUUUGGAAGAGCUACAACAAGGGGACACAAUAGCGAGGUUACCGUGUCUAUGCAUAUACCACAAAGGGUGCAUAGAUGAAUGGUUUGAAGUAAAUAGAUCUUGUCCUGAACAUCCUUCAGACUAAAGGACUAUGCUCUCUUCCAAAGGACUUUGCUCUUCUGCAUUCAUGAACUGAGUAACAGCUGAAAGGAAAAGCCUAUGAACACGGCAGAUAUCCUGAGAGCUGGCAUUUAAACAGCCUAAGACCUUCACGUUACUGUGAUUCUGGAACACCGUUGAAAACAUCUAAUCAAGACUAAGACACCCCAGAGAAGACGUUUUAUUGCCUCAGAGAUCAGUGUGCCAAAUAUUCGUAACAAGGACACACACAGGGAUUUUUCCAAAUGCUGGACAUACUGUUUUGAAAAAGAAAAACAUGAAAAAAAAAAUGCCCCGCCAUUCCUGUUAAUGAACAUUUUGUAUAUCGGGCCAAAGUUGACCUACACGUCAUCCAGCAGUUUUGUUU
Spea bombifrons (plains spadefoot toad) is the source of this 2030-nucleotide messenger RNA. RefSeq names its product zinc and ring finger 2 (gene ZNRF2). Lineage: Eukaryota; Metazoa; Chordata; Amphibia; Anura; Pelobatidae. The transcript is spliced from 5 exons. Bases 945 to 1649 code for a protein of 234 amino acids. The record is from RefSeq and is a predicted model, not a curated record.